Penicillium pulvis is the source of this 1035-nucleotide messenger RNA. Its product is annotated as NAD(P)-binding protein. Lineage: Eukaryota; Fungi; Ascomycota; Eurotiomycetes; Eurotiales; Aspergillaceae. Bases 1 to 1035 code for a protein of 344 amino acids. The transcript has a single exon. Gene Ontology annotation, molecular function: oxidoreductase activity. The record is from RefSeq and is a predicted model, not a curated record.
AUGAAAGCCGCCGUGCUUACGCGACCAGGGGCUUCUCCACCAAGUGCCUGCUUCACCAUCGAUCCUGCCUACCCAAAGCCUACUUUACCUUCGCAAGAUUGGGUCCUGAUACGAGUACGAGCUGCAGGGCUCAAUCGUGCAGAGCUCCGUUCGCGCCAUGGCUUUCCUGGCCAUAUCUUGGAAUUCAACCUCUUCGCAAAGGAGUAUCGCGCCGAUCCACCAAAAGUCAUAGGCGAAGAGAUGGUGGGGGAAGUGGAAAAGGCUGGAAGCAACACGGAGUUCAAGUCAGGAGAUAAAGUUGUUGCCUGGAUGUUCGGUGGAGGUAAAGCAUUUGAUGGCUCCUACGCAGAGUAUGCGAUCAGUCCGGAACAAGCUGUGGUGAAGCUGGAGACUUCUCUACCCUGGGAAGUGCUAGGCGGCGCGGUCAUGAGUAUGUGGACUGCACACGGAGCGUUGGACAUUGCCGCACAGAUGAAGCCUCGGUCCUUAAUUCUUAUCCAUGGAGCUAGUAGCUCAGUUGGGAUUUGGUCGAUCAUCUUAGCAAAGGAUAUUGGUUGCACGGUCGUCGCAACCACUCGCAACAAGUCCAAAAUUGAGCGUCUAAAAUUGGCGGGAGCCGACUAUGUCGUACUGGAAGAUGAGUUGAAAGAAACCAUCCCGAAGCUAGCGCCCAAAGGUUUCGAUACAUGGUUCGAAAUUGUUGGGCCGGAGAAUAUUAACCCACUUGCUUUGUCAUCGACAGCUCGCCAUGGUACGGUCGUUCACGCAGGAAUAUUGUCCCUGAAUUUUUCCAUGGGUGAAUUUUCGCCGACUGACAUGGGAGCGGUUCGGAAGUUGACUUUCUAUACCACUAUGCCAGAGGAUUAUGAUGAGGGGGCCGCCGACUUCGUUCGAUGCAUCAUCGACAAGGUUGAACGCGGUGUUAUCAAAGCUGAAGCUUUCAUGGACCGAGUAUUCUCGUUGCAACAAAUCGGAGAAGCUCACGAAUAUAUGGAGAAUAACAAAGCUACGGGUAAAGUAGUCAUUACCGUCUAA